CCUGCUGUUCUGCUCUGAGUGAGUCUGCAGGGCGAAAAGCUCUCCGCCGAGGAAUUCAACAGGAGCUGCCGACGAAAAGGAGCUGGUUUCUGUCUGUCACCCAGGAGGUACAAACCCUGCGGUCUAAGAGGCCUCACCUGCCCUCCCUCAUCCUCCUCCCCUCCCCUCCCACCUCCUGUCUGAGCCCUGCACCUGUUCUGACUCGUCAGCCAGGUGAGGGGGAUCCUCUGGCCUUACGCUGUUUUUUCAGCUGACCGUAGCUGUGGGGCAAUUAGGAACCCAGUCUAUUCAUUUGACGGGAUUACUGCUUUACUCUGUAUCUCUCUCUCUCUGUCUCUCUCCCUAUAACCCACCUCCCUUCCCUCCCUGCCUAUCCCUACCCCCCUCCCACUCCAUCUCCGUCUAGCCCAGCCUGAGCCUGCUUGACACUGUGGCUGUGGGUACGUGUGGAGCUGCAGAAAUUUCCCUGCUGGAGUAAAAGUGUGGAUCACAUUGCAAGGACACGGGGGGGAAGAAAGGGUGAAAAGUUAUUCUCCUGGUGGAGAGGAAUUGGAUUGAGCAUUGGACGGCUGAGGGAGAAAAGAAAAGAAAACUCCAAACCAAAGGAUUCUGCAGUUGGAGGAGCAGCAGGUAUGAAAAGCCAGACUGUGGUUGUGUCUGUGGCUCUGCUGGCCCUGUGCUGCCUGCUGAUCCCCAGAGGAGGGGAGAGUGCUGGGGGGAUAGUUUCUCUCCAGCAGACUGAAGGGGAGAGGCAGGCAGGGGAUCAGCCGCGAGAAGAGUCCCUGGAUGACCCAGAAAGUGAACAUGGACUUGCACUGGACCUACACCCACUGGGAGGCAGCAAGAAGGGGAAGAGAGACACAGAGGAGGCUGCACAGGCAGGUGUUUCGGGCAGGGUGAGGAGAGCACCAGACGAAGGCAAAAAGAAGAAGAAGGACAAGAAGAAGAACAAAGACCCCAACGCCACCAAAAAGCCCAAAACUGACAAGAAAGGAAAGAAGAAGGACAGGCAGACAACAACCACAACUCUACCACCAACCACAACACCAAUCCCGACUGAACCACCUACUGAACCACCCACUGAACCAUACACAGACUACCCUUAUCCUGAUGUUGACACUGAUUACUGGAAACCAGAAGAUGACUACUGGGAGGCUGAGCCCACACCAUCCAAGCCCCGGCCCGAGGCUCCGAUCACAGAUCUUCCAUACGACUACUGGAAGCCCGAUGAGGAAGACCCAGGUGCUCCAGUAACAGACACCUACGAUGACUACUGGAAACCUGCUGAGAAAGAGCCGACCACUCCGGUGCCUGACCCCUACGAUGACUAUUGGACACCAGAUGAUACAGAACCAUACGCUCCCGUGACUGACAACUAUGACACCUACUGGAAAGAGGUGGACCCGACGCCCCCUUCCCCCGAGGUUGAUGGGAAGGCUGGGACAGAUGACACCGAUUACUGGGACGCCACAUACGAGGUGCCAGAGAGUCUUCCAUUCCCUGACGGUGAAGAGGUCAGCCCUGAAAUCAAAGUAGAAACUCUACCAGAGGAGCCCACAGCCACUUCUCCCUAUGAGGGGACGUGGUAUGAUGAUUACGACGAAUACGGAAUGAGGAGGAAAGAAGAUGAGACAGACGACAAAUGGAUGGAGAAGGAGAGGGCGAGAGCAGAAAAAGAAAGAGAGAGGGAAGAGAGAGAGAGAGCGCAGAAGCUGAAGGAGGCAGAGGAGCGGGCCAGGAGCAGACCACGUGUCUUCAAAGAGCCAAAGAAGUGUCCUCCCUUGGGGAUGGAGUCCCAUAAGAUCGAGCCAGACCAGCUUUCAGCCUCCUCUGUGUCUCAGUAUAGUUUUGCACCUCAGAGGGCGCGCCUCAACAUGCAGGGCUCAGACGAUGAAGACAACGUGAGAGGAGGAGCGUGGUGCGCAAACUCAGAGGACAGGAUCCACUGGUUCGAGAUAGACGCUCGCAGGGAGACGGAGUUCACAGGAGUCAUCACACAAGGACGAGACUCCUCGAACGAGAGUGACUUCGUUACGUCCUACUUCCUGGCUUUCAGCAAUGACAGCAGAGAAUGGACCACCAUCCACGAUGGAUACGCUGACUGGUUGUUCUUUGGAAACAGUGAUACGGACACUCCGGUGAUGAACCAGCUGGCACAGCCCGUGCUGGCUCGCUACAUCCGAAUCAUUCCUCAGAGCUGGAACGGCACUCUGUGUAUGAGGCUGGAGGUCCUAGGCUGCCCCCUGCCUGAUCCAGCUGUUGUUCAGUACAGGCUAAAUGAAGUGACUCCAGUAGAUUACUUGGAGUUCAAACAUCACAGCUACUCAGAGAUGGUUGCACUUAUGAAGUCAGUGAAUGAAGAAUGUCCCAACAUCACCAGUAUCUACAGCCUGGGUCGCAGCUCCAGGGGCAAAGAAAUCAUGGCCAUGGUCAUCUCUGGCAACCCCACAGAGCACGAAAUAGGUGAGCCCGAGUUUCGCUUCACGGCAGGUCUCCACGGAAACGAGGCCGUGGGUCGGGAGAUGAUCCUGCUCCUCAUGCAGUACCUGUGCAAAGAGUACAAAGACAGAAACCCCCGAGCCCAGCGGCUGGUGGAGGGAAUACGCAUCCACCUGGUGCCCUCGCUCAACCCUGACGGACAUGAGACAGCUUUCGAAGCGGGAUCUGAGCUGAGUGGGUGGACCACGGGACACUUCACAGAGGACGGCUUUGACAUCUUCCAGAACUUCCCGGACCUGAAUAGUAUCCUGUGGGAUGCUGAAGAUAAAGGCAUGGUGCCCAAACUCACCCCCAAUCACCACGUACCCAUACCAGAGAACUUAGAGGCCAACAGCUCGAUUGCUGUGGAAACCAGGGCCAUAAUCUCCUGGAUGAAAAGCCAUCCAUUUGUGUUGGGUGCAAACUUCCAGGGCGGGGAGUCAAUUGUGGCUUAUCCUUAUGACAGCUUACGUCUCAACAAGCCUGCCGAGAGCCAGAAACCCCACAGCCGCAAGAAGAGACAGUACGAAGAAGAAGCUUUUGAUGUGACGGAGUGGGGAAGGGGCUACCACGAGGAGCCAGAGGAAGACUGGAGAGGAAGGGGAUACGCAGAGCCAGAGGAGGAGUGGAGGGGCCAGGGCUACGAUCAUGGCCAAGGCUACGACCACGGCCAAGGCCAAGGCUACGACCACGGCCAAGGCCAAGGCUACGACCACGGCCAAGGCUACGAUCACGGCCAAGGCUACGACCACGGCCAAGGCUACGACCACGGCCAAGGCCAAGGCUACGACCACGGCCAAGGCUACGACCACGGCCAAGGCUACGAUCACGGCUACGACCAAGGUUAUGGCCGCAGAGAGGAGGAAGAGGAUGACAGAGGAAGAAGCGCCGGCUACCAGUACGCUGAGCACGAGGAUGAGCCUCGUGUGAUUGCAGACGAGUCCCUCUUCAGGUGGCUGGCUGUCUCCUACGCCUCCACACACCUGUCCAUGACACACAACUACCACGGCUCCUGCCACGGAGACACUCCCACAGGGGGGCACGGCCUCGUCAACCGGGCCAAAUGGAAGCCAAUCACAGGAAGUAUGAAUGAUUUCAGUUACCUGCACACAAACUGCUUUGAGCUGUCCAUAUUCCUGGGAUGUGAUAAGUUCCCUCAUCAGAGUGAGUUGGCGUACGAGUGGGAGAAGAACAGAGAAGCAAUGCUCAUCUUCAUGGAGCAGGUGCAUCGUGGCAUCAGGGGCAUUGUGAAGGACCAGCAGGGGAACGCCAUCGCAAACGCCACUGUGUCUGUAGAGGGGAUAAACCAUGACGUCACUACGGCACCAACAGGGGACUACUGGCGGCUGCUUAACCCGGGGGAGUACCGGGUGACGGCUCGAGCUGAAGGGUUCUCCCCUGUGACCAAACUCUGUGUGGUUGGUUACCAGUCAGGAGCAACCGCCUGCAGCUUCAACCUGGCCAAGUCCAACUGGGACCGCAUUAAACAGAUCAUGGCUCUCCAUGGCAACAAGCCGAUUCGACUCAGCUAUAGCACCAACAAAGUACAGCACCCUCCAGUUGUUAACAGCAACAGGCGUGUGGUUGGCGGCAACAGCGGGUAUACACAGAACUCUGGAAUCACUGAAAGGCAGAGGAGGCUCAGGAUAGCUCGCCUCCGUCGCCUCCGGCAACAGAGAUUACUGAAGUUAAGAUCGACGACGACGUUACCACCGACAACAACCACAAUUCCCACGACAGAAAGCACCACACCCUGGUAUGACUGGGCGAUAGGGGAGGGACAGUCCUCGACACCCGGCGGUUUCAUAGACUCCAUCCUGGAUUAUAACUACGAGUACAAGAUUGAUGACUAUUAAACCAAAACACACACACACACACACAGUUAACAUGCAACCGUCCUCUUCUACUUGUAGUUCUCGUUGCCAUGUUGUACAAGCAAUGGCAAUGUACAGAAUAUUAACUAUAUUAAUUGUAUAAAGAUAGUGUAUCUACUACUCAACAAAAUGCCUCUUCACAGAAAGUGACCAUGUUAAUUAAUUGUACUUCAGUUUGACUUUACGAAUCCUUUUUGCUUUAUGAAAAGAUCUUUUAUUGUGGAUGCACGUGACCAUUUUUUUUUCUACAUCAAAGUUGAAAUAUUUACAUCCAUGGCAGAGAUAUUUUUUACAGUAUAGACGGUCACAAAAGGUUUUGUUCAAGGCUGGUAACAGAGUCAAAGAUUCUUCUGUCAUGUUUCCCCAGUUGGGGUAGAAGUUAUUUUUCAAAUAAAUGCUUGUUAAUACACA
Molecule: messenger RNA, 4763 nt
Organism: Dicentrarchus labrax (European seabass)
Lineage: Eukaryota; Metazoa; Chordata; Actinopteri; Moronidae
Gene: aebp1b
Product: AE binding protein 1b
Exons: 22
Coding region: 633-4334 (1233 amino acids)
Biological process (GO): proteolysis; negative regulation of transcription by RNA polymerase II
Molecular function (GO): RNA polymerase II transcription regulatory region sequence-specific DNA binding; zinc ion binding; DNA-binding transcription repressor activity, RNA polymerase II-specific
Source: RefSeq, a predicted model, not a curated record